Poeciliopsis prolifica (blackstripe livebearer) is the source of this 3043-nucleotide messenger RNA. RefSeq names its product TAM41 mitochondrial translocator assembly and maintenance homolog (gene tamm41). Gene Ontology annotation, molecular function: phosphatidate cytidylyltransferase activity. Gene Ontology annotation, cellular component: mitochondrion. Gene Ontology annotation, biological process: CDP-diacylglycerol biosynthetic process; cardiolipin biosynthetic process. The transcript is spliced from 8 exons. Bases 224 to 1255 code for a protein of 343 amino acids. Lineage: Eukaryota; Metazoa; Chordata; Actinopteri; Cyprinodontiformes; Poeciliidae. The record is from RefSeq and is a predicted model, not a curated record.
UUCACAUCUUAUCCGCCUAAGCAAACCUAGUAGAUGAAGUUAAGUCAGAUAACCCGUUAAUUUAAGACAUAAUGUAACGCCUAUUAAAUACUGUAAGUUAAAGUUCUUCCAUGUGAGAUGUAUCUCUUAUUUUACUCUGUCGGAAUUUUGUUUUUAACUUUAUUUGUGGGGUUACUUCGUCUAUAAAUCCGUCUGCACGCUUGUUGUGGUUUGUCCCAACAAAAUGACUCUUCCAGCUUUGCAAAACACCGGCGUGAUUUACAGGAGGAUCUUGUCCCAGUUUCCUCAAGACAUUAGCUUAGCUUUUGCAUACGGAUCUGGUGUUUUCAAACAGCAUGGGACCAGCCAAGGUCAAAUGGAGAAAAACAUGCUGGACUUUGUGUUUGCGGUGGACGAUCCCGUGACAUGGCACACUAUGAAUUUGCUACAGAAUCGCAGGCACUACUCCAUCCUGAAAAUACUGGGACCCACCAAAAUCAGCUCCAUACAAAAUGACUAUGGAGCUUCUGUUUACUACAACACACUCGUGCCUACUGAUGGAAAGAUAAUUAAAUACGGGGUGAUUAGUACAGACUCAUUGAUUGACGACCUCAUGCACUGGAAGACCAUGUAUGUUGCAGGACGUCUUCACAAGCCGGUGAAAAUGUUGGUACAGGAUGAGAAUAGGAAGCUCCGUGCUGCUCUGGUAUCCAACCUAAAGAGCGCGGUUAUGGCCUCCUUCCUUAUGCUGCCAGAAAGCUUCACAGAGGAAGAACUUUUUCUGCAGAUCGCUGGACUUUCUUAUGCUGGAGAUUUUCGGAUGAAGAUUGGAGAGGACAAAUCCAAAGUGUCCAAUAUUGUCGAGGACAAUAUUCAGCAUUUCAGGAUUCUUUACAGCAACAUCCUCCGGGACUGCCCUCAGGUGGUCUACAAACUUCCACAAGGAAGACUUGAGGUUGACAAAAGUCCUGAAGGCCAAUUCAUCCAGCUGAUGGCGCUGCCUAGAACUCUUCAGCAGAGGAUCACAAAGCUGGUUGACCUUCCAGGGAAAAACAGGGAUGUGGAGGAGAUCCUGCUGCAGGUGGCUCAGGACCCCGACUGCGGAGCUGUGGUGCAUCAAGGUAUCUCAUCUAUUGUUAAGUCCUCCAGCAUAACACAGAGUAUCAAAGGAAUUGCUACAGCUGGUUUAAUGAAGACUGUCUCCUAUAGCUCCAAAAAACUGAUGAAGAUGUGGAAGAGCUGGAGGAGGAAUCAGUCAUUCUCGCAGAUGUCCUGAUGCAGAUUACUAUGACUUUUUCACUUCUUAGUUAGAUAAAUAAUCCAGGCUGCCUUGUAUCACUUUGUGCGUGUGGUGUGGAAGUCCCUCUGCACUUGUCCCGUCCCAUUAAACCUCCGAUGGCUACAGAAGAAACCAUUACAUUUCCAGAACCAGACUGAAAAUAGGUUUUAUAGUUGCACAUACAGAUGAGAGGGUCAAAGGAAAAGUCUGCUGAUAGAAAAAGUCACUGAACCUGUGUGAACAUUUACCUCAAUAAGUUUGGUUUCAGUUAAGUAUUACAUGUAUGUGUUUUUUUUUCUAUUGAUUGUGGGUCCUGCUUUGGGUUUCAUCCCUGGCAAUCACUUUGCCAAAGAUUUGUUGAAUUUGUAUAUCUUUCCUUGUGUUUUUAUUCAUUCUUUGCAGUUUUCCGAUGGGAAGCGUUACAUUGUAACUCUGGAAUGAUGCAGUAAAAAUAAUUUAUACAUAUACACUGUAUAUAAAAAAAAACAGUUUUUAAAACACAGCAACAAGUCAGCUUCUUAGUUUUACUUUGGAAAUAUGUUCAGUAAAACUGAAGCUCCUGAAUUUUGACCAGACAUAAAUAUCUCCACUCAGCUUCUUCAUUGCAUUAUAACAUAGUGUUUCUGCCCUAUAGUAAAAUGUUUUGGUUGUCAUUAAGGUAAACUUAACUCCAGUUGCUCAACAUACCAUACUCAACAUAGAGGUACUGAGAUUUAAUGGUUCUAGUGAAAUCAGAUUACAUAGACAUGCAUUUUUCAUUAAUCAUUUUUGUUGUGCUGUGAUUUUUCAAAAAAUAAAAUCAUGUUUCAUAACAGUUUUUAGUGAAGCGCAGUGGGAGGUAGGAGACUAUUUUGUACUUCAAUGGCUCAGGGAUAAUCGGUUAACACAUUCAUGGGGAAAAAAGAAAGUACACCCUGUUCUAAGGUCAAGUAUCAGAACAUAAUAAAAGUUAUCUGCUCUUUGUCAACUUUUAAGAUUAUUUAAAGCUGACCUCAAACCCAUAUGACAGAUUUCUGCUUUUUGUUAUUUGUAAGACAAAUUUAAAACAAAAAUGACACACAAAAAAACGAGUAUAGGAAAAUAUCUUUUGAGCAGCAACUUGAAGUUGUCAGGUUUUUGCAUGACAUAAUCAGACUAGUGCCAGAAUGUUUGGUCAUAUUUUUCAGAGGUUUAAUUUUACUGCUUCUGAUUUGGUUUUUGGCCCCGCCGGAGCACGUUUCAUUUGCUGAGGCGCAGACUUCGAGCCAUUGAUUUUGUUUUCUGACAUUCAUUCAAACACUGCUCAUUUAUUCUAGAAUAUAAUUCAAUAUGCAAUAUAAUAACCUAUGCAAGUCUUAAUCUUUGACUCCCGUGACAAAAAUUUUAACUUAAUUUUGCCUGUUUUGUUCAAUGACUGGCUUGUGCGGUUUGCAUCAUGAACGGACAGUAGGCCAAGUCUGAAAUGCCACAAUAACAAAUGAGAAGUUCCUAUUCACUGGUAACUACAUUUAAAGCAGUGUUCAGCAGAAUGAAUGUAAUGAAAGCACUCAAGAAAAUGAAACAAAAUAGAAAACAGUGCUGUGACAGUGAUACAGUUCAGUGAAUCAUCUGGUUCAACCACUUUUCUGUUUUGUCCACCGAACAGCAUUACAUCAUGACACCUGAGUCAUCUAACAGCACUGGAAACUCCUUUUUCUUUUCUCUUUAACUGUGAUCCACCAGCUUUCACUGUGUGUUUCUUGGAUGCUUGUUUCUUGUUGGUCAGCAUUUUUGUAACACCAUGUUCUGUUAAAGAAGGAAGACUAA